AUGCUUCCUGCUCGUCCUCUCAUCCGAUCAAGCGUGCCUCGUGCCGCACGAGCAACUCGCGCUCCUCGUCGCCAGAUUCGCUUCCAGUCCACAUCCUCCACCUCAUCAUCUUCGAGCAGCAUGCAUCUCGCAUCCGGUAUUGCUGGUGGCUUCGUCGGUUCAGCUCUCUUCUUCGGUAUCUACUCUUACACACCUGCUGGACGCGCUGUUUCAAGUGUGAACAAGGUCGCCCUCGAGGCUCAAAAGAAGUAUGACGCCGCCGCCAAGAAGCUCCAAGAAAAGGCACCCGAUGCCGACCAGGCCGUCAACUAUAUCAAGGAGUACGCCUACUCAUACGUCGGCUGGAUCCCCGGUGGCCGAGCCUACGUCGAUGCUGCUUUCCAGGACUGGGAGAAGGUCCGCGAGAACAACAAGGACGAGGCUGACAAGCUUGUCAACGAUGCCUACAAGCAAUUCCAGGACUUGUCCAAGUCGGGCCUCAGCAUGGAAACUGCCUCCAAGGCUUUCGAUGUCAUCGCUGACCUCGGAAAGAAGGUCGCUAACCUCGCCGGCGACGCCAUCAGCGAUAUCAUUGACAACCACCCUCAAGUCAAGGAGAAGCUUGGCGGCAACGUUGACCAGCUGAAGGAGCUCGGCGACAAGUACGGCCCCGAGGCUAAGAAGCAGGUUGACGAGACCUGGAAGCAGGUCAAGGACAUCUUCGCUGGUGGCUUCAGUGCCAGCACCAUAUCCAAGGCUCGCAAGCUUAUUGAAGAGAAGAUCGAGGAGAUCAAGAAGCUUGGUGACAAGGCCUGGAAGAAGGGUCUGGAGGAAGCCAAGCCUUACCUCGACAAGAACCCCAAGGUCAAGGAGCUCAUCGAGAAGAACGCCGAUGCUCUGAAGCAGGGCAACGCCGCUGAGCUCUUUAAGCGCGCCAAGUCCGCUGUCGACUCUGGUGACCUAGGUGAUCUUGAGAAGUACGUAAAGGACGCCACAGAGAAGGCCAAGUCUAAGGGCAACGAGCUCACCGGCGGCUGGGUCGACAUUGAGAAGUACAUCAAGGAGAUCCCCAACGGCGGGGAGGUUAUGGAGAAGCUCCAGCAGCUGAGCGAGGUUGCUGACAAGCACAAGGAGGAGGGUGAGAAGCUCUUCAGGGAGACCAUCGAUGAGCUGCGACAGGUGUUGGAGAAGAAGUCCGAAAAGGCCCAGGAGAUUGCUGGCGAGGCUAAAAAGGAUGCCAAGAAGGAGGCCAAAUAA
Messenger RNA from Fusarium poae, 1236 nucleotides. RefSeq lists its product as uncharacterized. The record is from RefSeq and is a predicted model, not a curated record. The coding region runs from base 1 to 1236 and encodes 411 amino acids. Lineage: Eukaryota; Fungi; Ascomycota; Sordariomycetes; Hypocreales; Nectriaceae. The transcript has a single exon.